This is a messenger RNA of Gongylonema pulchrum, 1686 nucleotides long. NCBI's taxonomy places the organism in Eukaryota, Metazoa, Nematoda, Chromadorea, Rhabditida, Gongylonematidae. The record is from the annotation of a GenBank genome assembly.
AUUUUAUAUAUCCCAAUACUUUUCAGACAUCAGUUGGAUCUUUUGGCACAAAUGUGCCAAGACCAGCAGUAUCUUGCAAUCGAUCCGCCUCCAGAAAGGCAGCUUUUGAACAUCAGUUCAGAAUUACCCGCUAAUCUGGUUUUGAAGUGUAUGUCGGAUUCACGAUUGCCACAUGAUUUGCGAGCAUCGUUUACACGUCUUAUGCUUCAUUUGCAUGUCGUACGUGGCUCACCACUCAAUGCCAUUCGACAUGCUCGACUGUGGCGCGAAAUCCCCGACAAAGUUACAAUUUCCGGAAAUCCAAGUCGAUCGGUGGAAGGCUAUGUUGAUGGUGGUCGAAUUCGUACUGGAGGAGAAUUUUUUGUUAAAGUAUUGAAAACUGUGGAUGUGUAUCUCGAGGACCUACGCAAAUCCACGCGGGAGGGUGAGGCCGUUUUGAGUGCAAGUGCAGCGAAGCUUGAUGAAAAUCGUUUAACUUUUGAGGUAGUGACACUGGCACGAGCUUUGGCUCAUUUUGGCUUCUACAGUUUUGCAGACUUAUUGCGACUUGCUCACAAUUUACUAGCUAUUGCAGACAGCAGCCCGAAGAAGCAUUCAGGUAUUUCAUGUCUAAUUUGCUUUAUCGGGAUUUUUACUGUUGUCACAGUCUUAUAUCCUGAUGCAAACCAAAUCCGCAGAACCAAACAUGCUCUUGUUUUUGACUCUAAAUCAGCAUAUGAUAAGACGUCUUCAUUGUUUCGCCAAGUAACAUACUCAGUAAUUGGUGUGAAUGCAAUGCAAAAAGCAGCAAAACAGCAUUCUUCACAUUUGCAGUCGGAGACCCAGUCUGCUGAAGACACUGCUCGAGCCAAAGAAAGCCAACAAGUGAUUCUCGAAACGAAGCUUAUCAUCGUUGAAAUUUUAAAUUUUAUCAUGGAUGUGCGUCGAGACUACCGUAUAACAGUGGCAUUAUCAUGGUUCAAACGACAGUUCCCUUGCGACGAUAUUGGAGAGCUUUAUUCGGAAGCAGACUUGUCAGAACAAGAUGCGUCACGGUUAUGUGAGGAGGUUUUCCAAGAAUGUGAAGAAGAGCUUGAUUUUGAUGGCGAUCGAGGCCAGCUAUUGCUCCGAAUCCUCCUUCAAAUGACGAUGAGCGACUUUUCCAAACUCACUAGUACCGCUCUUACAGUUCUCUUCCGCCAUUUCACACAGUAUCAGGAAUUCGUCGAAGAUCUGAAACAGGUACAGUUGCUGGUUUCGAACGAUGACGUAGAAAAUUACCGGCAGGUGGAUCGUGACUUGUUUAUUCUUAAGAUACUUACGGAGAAGAGUGAACUUUGGAUACAAGCUGACAAGGCACGCUCGGAAAGUAGUAGCAGUCACAGUUUUGAAGAACACAGCUCGAGUGUGGAUGACUCGCCUAGACCGCUGCUCUCAGUGCGUUCAACAAGUCAACAGCUGGAAGAAAUCGGACUGAAUGCUCCACGUGCUUUUCAUAACGACGAGAGUUUCCGAGCACUUGUUGAGAAAAUAGAUCAGCAUUACUCUCCGGCGCGAGAAGAAUGUAUCAAGCUAUUGUAUGAGCUUUUGCUUGGCGAUGACAGGGCACUGGCUGCUUCAGCGCUAUACGAGCUUUCCGACCGUACACCACUUAUUGGCUACCCUCUUGUGAGGCAGGUUUGUUCGCAGACCCAAACUAUACUUUGA